This is a messenger RNA of Fusarium keratoplasticum, 1392 nucleotides long. RefSeq names its product Glutaminase. The record is from RefSeq and is a predicted model, not a curated record. The coding region runs from base 1 to 1392 and encodes 463 amino acids. Gene Ontology annotation, molecular function: glutaminase activity. The transcript has a single exon. NCBI's taxonomy places the organism in Eukaryota, Fungi, Ascomycota, Sordariomycetes, Hypocreales, Nectriaceae. Gene Ontology annotation, biological process: L-glutamine catabolic process.
AUGAAGUCCCCUAUUCCCGACUACCUCAACCAAGUACUUGAAAACGCACGCCCGAUCGAAGAUGGCAAACCAGCCAGCUACAUUGAGACACUGGCCAAGGCCGACACGUCCAAAAUCGCCGUGGCUCUUGCUAUGGUAGAUGGCCAACUGUACUCAGCUGGAGAUGACCAAGUCGAGUUUUCCAUUCAGUCAAUCUCCAAAUCCUUUGUCUACGCACUUGCAAUUGAGGAUGCGGGCCUGGAUCGAGUUCUGGAAAAGAUUGGCGUCGAGCCUUCGGGUGAUGCCUUCAACAGUCUGUCCCUGGAGCGUGGCAGCAAUCGACCUAUGAAUCCCAUGAUCAACGCUGGGGCGAUUACUGCACAUUCUCUCAUCGUGGGACCCGAUGCCACAGUUGAACAGAGAACAGACCGCAUCUUGAAAGCCCUCUCGAGAUUAGCAGGUCGACAACUGCAUGUGUGCGAGGAGGUUUACGAGGCCGAGAUGAGAAAUGCUGAUCGCAACAUGGGAAUUGGCUAUAUGCUUAAGGCGGCAGGUAUCAUCACCUGUGACCCCCAAGAGGCCGUCAAAGGAUACAUUCGCCAAUGUGCCAUCAAUGUCAACGUGCGUGACCUAGCCAUGAUGGCGGCAACUCUCUGCAACGCCGGCAUACACCCAGAGACUGGCGAAGCCAUCAUUCCCCAGACAAGCGUCCGCCAGAUUCUCUCCGUCAUGACCACGUGUGGUAUGUACGAUGCCGCGGGAGACUGGGUCUCGAGAAUUGGAAUACCAGCGAAAAGCGGUGUGGCUGGGGGCAUCAUUGGGGCCCUGCCAGGUCAGAUGGGCAUUGCUGUCUUCUCGCCCAAGCUUGAUAGGCGCGGCAAUAGUGUUCGCGGUGUUGCCAUUUGCGAGCAAUUGUCCCGUGACAUGGGUCUUCACAUGAUGGACGUGAGCCAGAUUGCACAGGCGACCUUGCGGACAUCUGUGGCAACCAUUGUUGCCGGUGAAAGCGAGCCCCAUCACGCAAACUGCAACAAGGAAGUCGUCAUCUUCAGCCUACGAGGUGUCGUUCGUUUUGCAGGCUCGGAGCGCUUGACCCGCGCCAUCACACGCGAAAUUGGUCAACCCAAUCCAGAUGAUCCCGGUUCUGGGCGUUCCCGCCAUGCCUGCGCCAUUGUCUUUUCAUUCCGGGAUGUCUUUUCAUUCAAUGCGGUGGCCCAGCGGAUCAUUCAAGCAGAUGUCUACAGACUACUGGUUGAUGGCAAGAGUGUGGUGAUCAUUGAUCCCUCGGGGGUCUUGACCAUAGACACUGAGCGCGCGGGGAAGAAGUUGAGAAUUGUAGAGACAGAGACAGAAGCAAGGAAUUUCAUCGGGGGAACCGGUUCUCAUACAGUAACCAAGACCGGUGAAUGGUAA